AAUAAUAUCUUUUAUUUAUCUGUAAACACAUGUCUGAAGAACACCCAGCAGUUGUUAUUGAUAACGGAUCCGGAUAAUGCAAGGCCGGUAUUGCAGGAGAUGAUGCUCCAAGAUGCUGUUUCCCUGCAGUUGUAGGAAGACCCAAACAUCAAGGAAUUAUGGUUGGUAUGGACAGCAAGGAAGCCUACGUCGGUGAUGAGGCUUAAGCCAAGAGAGGUGUUUUAGCACUCAAGUACCCAAUUGAUAAUGGUAUUGUCAAUAAUUGGGAUGAUAUGGAAAGAAUCUGGCAUCAUGCAUUUCUUCAACGAAUUGAGAGUCACACCAGAAGACCACCCAGCUCUUUUCGACCGAGGCCCCAAUGA
This is a messenger RNA of Paramecium tetraurelia, 362 nucleotides long. RefSeq lists its product as uncharacterized. The transcript is spliced from 2 exons. Lineage: Eukaryota; Ciliophora; Oligohymenophorea; Peniculida; Parameciidae. The record is from RefSeq and is a predicted model, not a curated record.